AUGUCAGUGCCUUGCGAGCUGUAUCUUGUGCGAGCUGUCCCUGUAGCCACUGGUCCUUUGAGGUGCCGGCAAAGACGGCACUGGGUUGAGGCAGAGGCCGUUGCGGAAGCCGAGCAAUACCUCGCCGAGGAGUCCGAGUUGGCCCGGCGCCAGGCCGACAAAACGCACAGCAGAAACUCUGCCGGUUUCUGGUUGUUUCUGCCUUUUGUUUGGCAUCUGGGUACACAGCCCCAGAAGGCUUUGUCAAUGAUGCGUCAUGUCUGGCGGAACUACGAGAAGCGUGCUUUCGCCAAGGAUGAGCUCAGGCCGGUGUCUGGCACUGGCCAAGACAGCUGGGGGGGCAUUGGCCAGACGCUGGUUGAUGCCAUGGACACGCUCUGGCUGAUGGGGUUUCGGAAGGAAUUCGACCGGGCAGCUGCCUGGGUGGAGAAAUCAUUGAGCUUUGCCCAUGACCUGAACGUGAAUCUCUUCGAAACCACUAUUCGCCAUUUGGGCGGGCUUCUUUCUGCCUUCGCGUUGAGUGGAAGGCCUGGGCUCUUGGCCAAAGCAGUGGAUCUGGGCGACCGCUUGAUCCAAGCGUUUCCGAGCAUCCCGGCAAUCCCCAGUCCUGCGCCGCCUGCGCCUGCGAAAGGUGACACCACCACCGGAUGGACAGACGACGUCAAGAAGCUGCUGCAACAGGUUGGUGUCCCGCAAAAUACGUUGGAUACAGUGCUUGGGAAAGAGGUCAAAACUGCGCCAGCAAGCUUGCCGUCGUCAGAUGUGAACCUGAAAACGGGAGAAACAAAAAACCUAGCUGGCUUCGUCUCCCUCGCUGAAGCGUAUGUUCCGAUGGAAUGGAAGUAUUUGACUGCAUUGACUGGCAACUGUACUUACUCGCGAGCUCAGGAUCAGGUGCUGCGCACUCUGAACGCUUCCCUGGACCUCCAGAACCGGGGUCUAGGCGCCAUCUUGCUGAGAUCUGAUGGCAGCACUUUCGCAUCUCCGGAGAACCGCAUUUCCUUGGGAAGCCGCGGCGACUCUUUCUACGAGUACCUCUUGAAAGACAGCCUCUUUGCAGGCGAGCAUGCGGAUCCGUUGGCAAGGACUUUGUGGAAUUCCUUCAGACGCAAACUCCCGGAGCUUCUGGUGGAAGUUGACCCGCAGCCAGCAGCGAGCCGAAGGAAGCGGAGGCGCAGCCCAAAGGAAGAGGUGCCUCGAGGCUUUGCAGGAUCCCUAGGUGGAUGGUACGAAUCCUGGCGUGAGUGGCCGACACCAUGGUUGUUUGUUAAGGAGCUGUCCGCCAGCCACACCAUUCCGAAGAUGGAUCAUUUGAUCUGCUUCCUCCCAGGAGCCAUUGCGCUUGAGGUGUUGCACGAGCAGAAGCGAAACGAUCGCAAAAGUAAGGUUGACCUGCGACUGGCCCACAAGCUUGUCGAGACUUGCGUCCAUACGUACUGGCGCACCGCUUCCGACCUUGCACCGGAGAUCACCCGGUUCAAUGCCUUCGGCUUGGUGGACGACCUGGGAUCGAUGCACAACAUCCUACGGCCAGAGACGAUAGAAAGCCUCUUCGUCCUGUGGCGGACCACGAAGAAGCAAAUCUACAGAAAUUGGGGUCAGCGAAUGUUGUGCGCCUUCUAUCGAUCGAAAACACCGUUUGGCUUUGCCAGCUUGCACAACGUCAACCAUCCGGUGAAGAAGCGCGAUGACAUGCCAUCGUUCUUCGUAGCUGAGACGCUCAAAUACCUGUUCUUGCUUUUUUCCGAUGAUGCUAUCCUUCCUUUGGACCAGUUUGUCUUGGGAACGGAAGCUCACCCCGUGCCACUACUCCAAACAUUGCGAUCUUCUUGGCCGUGUGAACUACUCACACUUCCAAAGGCUUUCGCAGAGGUGGAACAGGUCCCGGAAGAAAGCGAAUCUGAAGCGACUGAGCCAUCACAGCCUGUGCUGGAGCCAGUUCCACCGAGCGACACCACGACCGCCACACCGUCCAGUAAGGCCCAGGAGAGUGGCCGUGGACGGGAGAGGUUCUGA
This is a messenger RNA of Symbiodinium sp. CCMP2592, 2016 nucleotides long. The record is from the annotation of a GenBank genome assembly. Lineage: Eukaryota; Dinophyceae; Suessiales; Symbiodiniaceae.